AUGUCUCAGUACCCACCGCGCUCCGACUCCAAGGGGGCUUUGGACGGGAGCAGCCCCGAAGCCAACACGGAAGAUGACAAGACCGAGGAGGACGCGCCCAUGCCCAGAAACUACCUGUGGCUCACCAUCAUCUCGUGUUUUUGCCCCGCGUACCCCAUCAACAUCGUCGCCUUGGUCUUCUCCAUCAUGUCUCUGAACAGCUACAACGACGGAGACUAUGAAGGAGCCAGGCGGCUGGGGCGGAAUGCCAAGUGGGUAGCCAUCGCCUCCAUCAUCAUCGGCCUCCUCAUCAUCGGUAUUUCUUGUGUGGUGCACUUCACAAGGAAUUCCUGAGGAGCCCACGGCUGGCCAGCUGGGAGCACGGAGGAUGGUCCUCACCCACACACUCCCCAAAGAAGUUUCUGAGGAAUGGAUCCUUGACUUUGGACUGUGAGGUCUGUUCCUCCAGGACCCUCCAGAGGCAGGUCCCUGGCAAAUGAACACCACCAUCAAAAAGUCCAAACUUUAGGAAGUCCAAGCAGUCCAGCCACAGCCGCCAGAGUCAUCGAUGGGUGAAAAAGAAGAUGGUGUCUCACUGUCUCCAUGAAGCAAAGUUCUUUGCGUCCAUUCCUCUUCUCCAGAG
Jaculus jaculus (lesser Egyptian jerboa) is the source of this 622-nucleotide messenger RNA. RefSeq names its product transmembrane protein 233 (gene Tmem233). Bases 1 to 333 code for a protein of 110 amino acids. NCBI's taxonomy places the organism in Eukaryota, Metazoa, Chordata, Mammalia, Rodentia, Dipodidae. The record is from RefSeq and is a predicted model, not a curated record. Gene Ontology annotation, cellular component: membrane. The transcript is spliced from 3 exons.